Messenger RNA from Bathycoccus prasinos, 423 nucleotides. Its product is annotated as histone RNA hairpin-binding protein. Gene Ontology annotation, biological process: mRNA 3'-end processing by stem-loop binding and cleavage; mRNA transport. The coding region runs from base 1 to 423 and encodes 140 amino acids. Lineage: Eukaryota; Viridiplantae; Chlorophyta; Mamiellophyceae; Mamiellales; Bathycoccaceae. The transcript has a single exon. The record is from RefSeq and is a predicted model, not a curated record. Gene Ontology annotation, molecular function: mRNA binding; histone pre-mRNA stem-loop binding. Gene Ontology annotation, cellular component: cytoplasm; histone pre-mRNA 3'end processing complex.
AUGUCUCAAAGACCAAGCCAGUCGAAAAUCUUGCAGCGUCAGAAGCAGAUCGAUUAUGGAAAAAAUACAGUCGGAUAUGAAAAGUAUUUAAAGCUUGUUCCUAGGUCUAAGCGUGGUCCAACCGAUCCCAAGACCCCUAAUAUUUAUAUUUCUAAUUCUAAAAGAGCUUUCGAUGGAAUAGUCAAAAAAUGGCGUCGCGAGCUUCAUAGAUAUGAUAGAGAAAAUGUUGGGAACUUUCUGGUUAACAAUUCUGAAGAAUGUGCUAUGGCAUAUAGUCCAGAGGCAUCCCACGUGCGUAGAGUUUGUUGCGUAUGUAUCAGCCGCAUUGAAAAAAUAGAAUAUAAUUCCUGUCAGAAAGUGCUAGGAGUUCCAGGCAAAGAAAGUUGGGAAAGUCUUGGAAGCGUUCAAAUGAUGAUACUGUAG